Colias croceus (clouded yellow) is the source of this 2992-nucleotide messenger RNA. Its product is annotated as facilitated trehalose transporter Tret1-like. Gene Ontology annotation, molecular function: transmembrane transporter activity. The record is from RefSeq and is a predicted model, not a curated record. The transcript is spliced from 9 exons. Lineage: Eukaryota; Metazoa; Arthropoda; Insecta; Lepidoptera; Pieridae. Gene Ontology annotation, biological process: transmembrane transport. Bases 315 to 1781 code for a protein of 488 amino acids. Gene Ontology annotation, cellular component: membrane.
UGUCGCUUCAGUCUGUUUAAAGUCGUAAGGGUGCGUAAACGCGUUUUUAUUUCGCGCGCACAUUGUCGAUGUUUUUUACGACAAAUCACGCGUUCUUUACUUAAAACUUAUUAUUGCAGUAAAAUAUACGAAAUAUAGUAAUAAAACUACAAUUUAUAAUACGUUUCGGUUGUUUUUAACAAAAUUCGAAAGAGAAAGCUUUAGGUCAAAUUUAUUCCGGGUUGUGAAAUAUUCGUGUGUUUAAAAGUGGAAUUAAGGAUUAGACAUCCGUCAUAUUAAACAAUGACUGAAUAGAUCAACAUAAAGUUGUUAUUAUGAUACUGUCCCCGCUGAUAUGGCUUGCGAAAUUUCAACAUGGCGGUAUCGCCAACCAAUUCUUCAUGGCUUUAAUGGUAACAAUCCCCGUGCUAAACUUCGGCAUGUUAAUGGGCUGGCAGUCGCCCAUGACGCCGAUCCUGCAAUCAAUCGACGGGCCCGCGCCCGAACCGAUCAGUGAUGAGACGAUCUCCUGGAUGGCAUCUAUCACCUUCUUCCCUUCUAUAUUCUGCGGCGUCCUGGUCGGGGAUCUGGCGGACAGGUGGGGCAGGAAGACUACGACGAUGCUGACUUCUCUUAUGCUUGUGAUAAGUUGGAGUAUAACUCUAUUCUCGCUUCGGCCAUGGGCUCUCAUCGCGUCACGGGCGGUGGCCGGGCUGGCUUGCGCGGGCUGCUAUGUCGUCACACCAUUGUAUUUGAAGGAGAUAGCAUCCGACAAAAUCCGCGGUGCGCUAGGUUCCCUCUUCGUCCUGGUUCAGAACCUGGGUUACCUGCUGGUCUACGUGGUUGGAGACGUGAUGUCUUUCGCAGCUGUCAUGUGGAUAUGCACAGCUAUACCUGUUCUGCAUCUUUUGGUGUUCCUAGCGAUGCCGGAGACACCAGUUUUUCUAGUCAAACAAGGGAAAUUUAAGGAAGCCCGUGCCGCUCUAGCCUGGCUACGUAAUACCUCUGUAGAAGAUAAGAAUUUAGAAGAAGAAGUCCAGCAGAUGGAGAGGGAAGAAGAAUAUGCCAAAUCUAUGGAAAAGGCUUCUUGGAAAAGUUUAUUUAAAGACAAGAACACAUUCCAAGCCUUCAGAAUAUCCCUCAACGUCAUGUUAUCACAAGAAACGUGCGGGUACCUUGUAGUACUGAUGUACGCUGGUUCAAUAUUCGAUCAAGCGUCUCAAUCUAUUAGCUUGAAGCUAAGUCCCAAUAAGCAGACCAUUGUCGUUGGUGUUAUACAGCUCUUGGGGUCGAUUGUGGCUAGCUGUAUUGUGGAGAAGACUGGGAGGAAGUGGCUGUUAGCGGGCACAUCCCUCGCCACGGGUGUGUCGAUGCUGGGUCUGGGCGCGUGGUUCUACGUGACGUCAGUGGGCGGGUGGCUGCCGGGCUGGCUGCCCGUGCUCGCCAUGUGUCUGUGCAUCUUCUCUAAUGCCGCUGGUUAUCAGCCCGUGCCGUAUGUUAUUACGUCCGAGUUGUUUUCUUUUCAACAUCGUGGCAUGGUAACAUCAAUAGUGAGCAGUGUUGACGCCCUCAGCGACUUUCUCCAAACUAAAGCAUACGAUCCAAUGCUAAAAUUACUCGGAAUCCACUGGGUUUUCAUAUUCUUCUCCUUUAUCUGCUUUCUGGGAACAUUAUACACUGUUCUGUACGUACCAGAGACUAAAGACAGAACUGUAGAAGAAAUAUACGCUAUUCUAGAAGACGGAAGAAAGAAAGUUAAAAGGAAAGACGUGGAAAAAGGCAAAGAAGUUAGUAGAUUAUAAGGAAGCUACUCGAAUGCUGAUUUAUCUGUGGACAGUAUUUUAAUAGUAGAAAAAUGUCUUAAUACUCAGAGAAGAAAAUAGUUUUGCAAUAAAUCUCUCUUAUCCUUUUCUAAAACCCGUUUCAUAUAAAACAACGGGGAUUAUUAAAAAAAAAUUAAAUACAAAUUCUCAUAGUUAGUACCUAGUUUCGUCAAUUCUUCGCCUUUUUUUCCUAAAUAAAUAAAUAGUAAUUUAGUAAAUUGGUUUUAUAUGACAAACAGGAGAAACGAAUAAAACGCCAAAAACAGAAAACAUCACUUUCCUUUCGAAAAUAACGGUACAGAAAGUUGUGAAAACCAUCACAUUACGAUAAAAUAUAAAUAAAUAAAAGAUAUUUAUUCUAUCUCUCUGUUUUAAAAUAACAUUCCAUAAUUAAAUAAAGACGAAUGUUUAAUAACAUAAAUUCAAGUGAAUUCUUCUUAUCACUUUCCCAAUAAAUAUAUAUUUUUAUGUGUAAUAUUUUAUAAUUUGUGGAUGGAAUAACAAAUGUAUGAAUUAAUACCUACUUAAUGAUUGUAAACUUACUUAAUACAAAAAAAAUGUGAAUGGAUAAUUUUUUAUGUGAAGUCGGUUAAAUGUAAAAAUAAUACAGUAAAACUUUUAAAUACCGUCAUUUUGCUAUUCUACCAAUAUUUCUAAUUAAUAUUUUUUGUACUUAAUAUGUACUUAAAAAAACACAAGUGUAUCAUAACCGCCUUAGCAAGUUAACUCAAGUUUAUUUGCUUAUUGUUGGAAUUUAUAUGAGAUUUCUACUCUAUAUGCUAAAUAACAAAAUAAAUAUUUACUUUUAACAUACAGAUUUUAUAAAAUUUUAAUAAAAGUUGAAUUAUUUAACUACAAUUGCUCAAUGUUGUUUGUUUUGGUCAAAAAAUACGUUUUCUAUAUUAUAUGAUUUUAAAAAAGAAAACAUUUGCAUAGAACCUUUGACUUUUGUGAAUGUAUUUUUAUUUAUUUUGUUUUUUUUUCAAUUAUUAUUUGAAUUUAUUUUUAAUAAAUAAAAAUCUCUAAGAAAUAUAUUUUAAAUAUUUGUGUGAUAUAUUGAAAUAAGUUUGAAUACAGAUAAUAUUUUGUGCCACAAAUACCGAAUGUGAUAUUACAACGAAUUAUUGUUAAAACGUUGGUAUUCAUAGUUUUAAGUUAUUUGUCCGACAAUAAAAAAUAUUUAUUUUGAA